AUGACAAAUGGACCAACAUGGAAUGAGUAUUUAUCAGCAUUUAUGGGCACUGAUCUGUUCAAUCAUGCCUAUUCGGGAGCAACUGCAAAUAAUACAAUUUUGCCUCGAGCCGUGCCUGACGUUAGCGAGCAAAUCCAAGAGUUUCAUACGAGCUGCACGAGCUUUGAUGAUCAAGAGACAUUGUACAUUAUUUGGACAGGAGUCAACGACGUUCACGACAUUUAUGUAGCCACGUCCAAUAUUACGGAGCAGAAUAUUCUCUUGGACAACAUUAUAGAAUCAAUAGCCAACGAAAUGAAAAGGCUCCCCCAUGAACAUUUACUGGUGUUAGGGCUGGCACCUAUCCAGCAUCUUCCGCUUUUUACACAGCAUCUCGGAACAUCCGAUGCACUGUCAUCUUUGAUUGACACUUUCAACGAUAAACUACGAGCACUAGCACAAGGUGUAAUUCGAUUCAUCGACACGCGCAGACUCUUUGAGAAAUAUUUCACGCUGCAGGACACAGACGGAUUUGCAGAUAUAACCCAGGCCUGCAUUCGCGAUUUUAAGCAAUGUCUAAGCUCCAAAUUCAAUUAUAUAUGGUGGGACGAUUGGCAUCCAAGUACUGCGACACAUCAACUGUUAGCAGCCGAUCUCUAUGAUAUUUUGCAUAACACCAAUCUUACAUAG
This is a messenger RNA of Zychaea mexicana, 669 nucleotides long. Its product is annotated as GDSL lipase/esterase. The coding region runs from base 1 to 669 and encodes 222 amino acids. The record is from RefSeq and is a predicted model, not a curated record. The transcript has 5 exons. NCBI's taxonomy places the organism in Eukaryota, Fungi, Mucoromycota, Mucoromycetes, Mucorales, Lichtheimiaceae. Gene Ontology annotation, molecular function: hydrolase activity, acting on ester bonds.